AUGGACUGCUUGUCACGGCUCCUCCUCAUCUCAUUCCUUCCGUCCGUGUGGGCGGUCGCCGUCGCCACCGCGGCACGGCGGAGCCCCGGCUGCGCAACGAGGUGCGGCGACAUGGACGUCCCGUACCCGUUCGGCCUGGACCCGCAGUGCGCCAUCCACGACGGCUUCCAGCUCAACUGCACCACCGUCGGCCGCGCCACCAAGCUGUUGUACCUAGACGUGGAGGUGACGAAGAUCUCCGUGCAGGACGGCAAGGCCUGGCUCAUGACUCUGAUCUCUCGGCAGUGCUACAACCAGACCACGAACGACAUGUCCUAUGACAACGCGUGGGUCAACGCUACCGACACGCCCUACGUGCUAUCGGCAGACGACAACAAGAUCAUCGUCCUCGGGUGCAAUAGCAUGGCCUACAUGCAGAGCGACUCUUACGUAAUCGGCUGCAUGUCCACAUGCGACGACCCACCCAAGAACGGCUCAUGCUCCGGCACCGCAGGCUGCUGUGAGGCGGAGCUCCCGAGAGGGGUCCGGUAUUACCAAGGCUUCUUCAACGAGCUAUACAACACCACUCGGAUAUGGAGGAAGGCCCCCUGCAACUAUAUCACCGUGAUGGAGAGCGCGGCCUUCAACUUCAGCACCACCUACCUCACCUCGACGGCGUUCUACGACGCGGACGACUCGAGGACCCCGGUGGUGAUGGAGUGGGGGAUUGCACGGCAGACGUGUGAAGAAGCCAAGGCCAACGAGACUGCGUAUGCGUGUGUCAGCGACCAUAGCGACUGUGUCUAUAGUGAUGCCGCCGGCUACCGCUGUAGGUGCUCCAGCGGAUUCGAAGGCAACCCUUACAUCCUAGAUGGAUGCACAGAUAUUAACGAGUGCUUGGACAAUGCUACUUACCCCUGCGCUGGAAUAUGCGAAAAUACACUCGGGGAUUUCACAUGUUCAUGCCCACGAGGAAGAAACAUGAUCAAUGGCGUUUGCGUCAAAAGUCAGAGGUCAACCUGGAUGGUGCCGGUUGUUGGUGCAAGUGUUGGACUCGCGACUCUUGUGAUCGGAAUCACUUGCGCGUACCUGGUCCGAGAACGGCGAAAGCUGCACCGCAUCAAGCAGAGGUAUUUCCGACGGCACGGCGGUCUGCUUCUAUUCGAGGAGAUGAAAUCACAGCACAACCAGGGCGCCGCCGCGUUCACGAUCUUCUCCGAAGAGGAACUGCAGCAAGCCACGGCCAAUUUCGACGGGCAGCGAGUCCUCGGCCACGGAGGCCACGGAACCGUCUACAAGGGAGUCCUGAAUAAGAGCGGCACCGAGAUCGCCGUGAAGCGGUGCAUGACGAUCGACGAGCAGCAGAAGAAAGAGUUCGGCAAGGAGAUGCUCAUCCUGUCCCAGAUCAACCACAGGAACAUCGUGAAGCUCCUCGGCUGCUGCCUCGAGGUCGAGGUCCCCAUGCUCGUCUACGAGUUCAUCCCGAACGGCACGCUGUUCGAUCUCAUCCACGGCGACCACCACAGGCAGCAGCACGUCUCGCUGGACACUCGCCUGAGGAUCGCCUACGAGUCUGCCGAGGCACUGGCCUACCUCCAUUCCUGCGCAUCGCCGCCGAUCCUCCACGGCGACGUCAAGUCGACCAACAUCCUCCUUGACGGCGACUACACGGCCAAAGUCUCCGAUUUUGGCGCGUCCAUCCUGGCGCCGAAUGACAAGUCACAGUUUGUCACGGUUGUCCAAGGGACGUGCGGGUACCUUGAUCCGGAGUACAUGCAGACAUACGAGUUGACAGACAAGAGCGACGUGUACAGCUUCGGAGUUGUUCUCCUGGAGUUGCUCACGGGCAAGAAGGCGUUCAACCUGGAAGGGCCUGAGAAGGACAGGAGUCUGUCGAUGAGGUUUCUGUAUGCGAUGAAGGAAAACAAGCUUGAGGAUAUCGUGGAUGAUCAGAUCAAGAACAGUGAGAACAUCGAGUAUCUCGAGGAGAUUGCAGAGUUAGCGAGGCGGUGCUUAGAGAUGAGUGGUGUGAAUAGGCCAACUAUGAAGGAAGUUGCAGAUAGGCUUGAUAGGUUGAGGAAGAUCAUGCAACAUCCAUGGGCACAUGAGAAUCCUGAAGAAUUGGACAAGUUGCUUGGAGAGCCGUCUACAGCCAACUCGACUGCUACUACUGGGAAUUUCAGCAUCACAAAGAGAGCUGCCAUAGGCUUGGAAUCAGGGCGUUAG
This is a messenger RNA of Miscanthus lutarioriparius, 2205 nucleotides long. NCBI's taxonomy places the organism in Eukaryota, Viridiplantae, Streptophyta, Magnoliopsida, Poales, Poaceae. The record is from the annotation of a GenBank genome assembly.